This is a messenger RNA of Candida tropicalis MYA-3404, 567 nucleotides long. RefSeq lists its product as uncharacterized. The transcript has a single exon. The record is from RefSeq and is a predicted model, not a curated record. Lineage: Eukaryota; Fungi; Ascomycota; Pichiomycetes; Serinales; Debaryomycetaceae. Gene Ontology annotation, biological process: mitochondrial electron transport, NADH to ubiquinone. The coding region runs from base 1 to 567 and encodes 188 amino acids.
AUGGCUGUUUUAGGAGAAUUAUUUAGAGGAAGACAUCAAUGGGAAAACAAAGAAGAAACCCCAAUGCCAAAAUCAAUCCCAGAUGUUGAUGAAGUUGGUUCCACAUCAGCACCUUUAUUAUCAGCUUCUUAUUAUAUUGGAGAUAAAUGUUUACCUUAUAAUGAAGAUUUCUUAUUAUGUAAAGAUGAAAAGAACGGAGGUACAUUAGAAUGUAUGAAAGAAGGUAGAAGAGUUACUCGAUGUGCCAUUUCAGUAUUGAAAGAUAUUAAUAAAUAUUGUUUUGAUGAAUUUAAAUUACAUUAUGAAUGUUUGGAACAAAAUAAUCAAUAUUUCAGUAGAUGCCGUUCAAGUGAAGGUGUUUUAAGUAAAUGUGUCUUUCAAAAUAUGGGUUUAGUUAAGAAAAUACCUGGUGUUGAAGAACAAAUCUUUGAAAAGAAGAAUCCUGUUUAUAAAAGUGAUCCAAAUGAUGUGAAGAAAACAGCUGCAUUCUUGAAAUCUAAAGAACAACAACCAACUUCUUCUACAGAACAAACUUCUGAAGUUAAAACCCCAGCUACUUCUAGUUAA